Knipowitschia caucasica is the source of this 474-nucleotide messenger RNA. The record is from the annotation of a GenBank genome assembly. NCBI's taxonomy places the organism in Eukaryota, Metazoa, Chordata, Actinopteri, Gobiiformes, Gobiidae.
AUGGGACAGCUCAUACAGCUGUGGAGGAAUGGGACAGCUCAGACACCUGUGGAGGAAUGGCACAGCUCAGACAGCCGUGGAGGAAUGGGACAGCUCAGACAGCCGUGGAGGAAUGGCACAGCUCAGACAGCCGUGGAGGAAUGGAACAGCUCAGACAGCCGUGGAGGAAUGGGACAGAGUCCAGCCGGGACCAGAGGAGAGAAGGGUGACAGAGGAGAGAAAGGUGCGAAGGGGGACCGGGGUAUCGCAGGAUCCAAAGGGGAAGCAGGAUCCGCCUUUGCUGGGUCUGGGUCUUCAGAGACAGGCCAGAAGGGAGAAAAGGGGGUGAAGGUCAGUGCUCCUUUCAUACUCUGGGCAGCCCUGGCAUUGGGAACAAAGGUAACAAAGGUGAUCGUGGGCUCCCAGGACCUCAAGGGCCUCCUGGAGCCCCAGGACUUGGAGCAGAGGUGGCCCGGCUCGGGGAUGGCUCUAUAG